AUGCCGUCUCAAGCUGGAUCGUCGAAGGAAGCUCUGCCCCGGGCUCCUCAACGAGGGCGAGGCAAGAAGAAGGGCAACCAGCUGCAAAUACCAUGGCUGUAUGAUCUAGUUCUAUGGGCACUCUCUAUCCUGAUAGACCUCUUCUUUCGCGAAGUCCAUCCCAGGGGAGCCUGGAAGGUCCCAAAAACAGGCCCUGUCAUUCUCGUGGCAGCACCACAUGCCAACCAGUUCGUUGAUUCACUGAUUCUGAUGCGGAUCCUCAAGCGCGAGGCCAAGAGAAGGAUUUCAUAUCUGGUUGCUGAGAAGUCGACGAAACGCAAGUUCAUUGGUACUCUGUCCACAGCGAUAGGGGCGAUUCCCGUGGGCCGAGCCCUGGACAAAGUGAAAUCGGCGAAGGGCAAAAUAUUCCUUCCAGAUCAAGAUAACGACCCUACCCUCAUUCAAGGUGUUGGGACCGACUUCACAAAGGGCGAUUUCGAGGUAGGGGGUUUGAUUGUCCUACCCAAAGUCAGGGGCCAAACUCCCAGCACCGAAAUCGCAGAGAUCAUCUCCCCUACCGAACUUCGGCUCAAGAAACCCUUUAAGACGCCAGAAGCGUUGGAGUCUUUGACCAGUACUGGCACCGUAGGUGGGGAGACAAACGAACAGCAGAUUGAGUCUCGUGGCUGCUCAUUCAAAGUUGCUCCAUAUGUGGACCAAACCAAAGUCUACAACGCGGUCUUUGACGAGCUCGACGCCGGUGGCUGUAUUGGCAUCUUCCCGGAAGGUGGUAGUCAUGACCGACCCGAUCUCCUCCCUCUGAAAGCAGGCGUUGCCAUCAUGGCUUUAGGAGCAGAAGCCCGACAUCCCGGCUGCGGCGUCAAGAUCAUUCCAAUUGGCAUGAAUUAUUUCCAUGCUCACAAGUUCCGAUCGAGGGCCGUCAUUGAGUUUGGUCAUCCCAUUGAAUGUCAUCCUGAGCAAGUUGAAGCGUACAAAGCGGGCGACCGGAGAAACGCGGUUGGCUCACUUCUGGAGACAGUCUUUCAGGGGUUGGUUGCCGUCACACAAUCAAGUCCUGACUACGACACCUUGAUGUUGGUGCAAGCGGCUCGCCGACUAUACAAUCCCCUGGGGAAGAAACUGCCUCUGCCGCUGGUGGUGGAGUUAAACAGACGUCUAGUCAAAGGCUAUACUACGUACAAGGAUCACCCACGCGUUGUCGAACUCAAAAAAGACGUACUCCAGUACAAUCGCCAACUUCGCGCACUUGGUGUUCGGGACCAUCAAGUGGAAUGGGGUAACCCUGCCAAACAUCCGUGGUGGCACAUCCUUGGGACGCUGAUCUACCGACUGGGGGAGCUCUUUUUCCUGGGCAUCGGAACUCUUCCCGGGCUGGCCAUGUUUUGGCCUGUCUUUGUUACCACCAAAGUCAUAUCUUAUCGAAAAUCCAAGGAAGCUCUUGCGGCGUCCACGGUGAAACUGCAGGGUCGGGAUGUCAUUACCACUUGGAAAUUGCUCGUGGCUAUGGCGUUCGCUCCGGCGCUCUACGCUUACUAUACCAUCAUUGUGUCCCUGUGGCUGGUCUACAACCGGCGAGAUGGAUACUACACUUACAAAGUCCCAUCGUGGAUGGUGGCCCGGACCUAUGUGCCUGAUUUUGUCCCGGUCUGGCUUUUUGCCAUUCUCUUUUUGAUUUUGUGUAUCCUCCUCACAUUUGCUGCUCUCAGGAUUGGGGAGAUAGGGAUGGAUGUGGUGAAGUCGUUGCCGCCACUGUUUGUUGCGCUGAAUCCACGCUCCUCAAGCCGAUUUGCGAAGCUGCGACAGCGCCGCCAGGCCUUGUCCGAAAAGGUGACGAGAGUGAUUAAUGAAUUGGGACCCGAGGUCUUCCCCGACUUCGACGCUGCUCGAAUUGUGCCGGAUGCGUAUAGAGAAGGAGCCUACCAAUCCAAAUACAAAAAGAUGCCGGACGAACCCAGAAUGGACUCAACCGAGCCAACGACACCGACUUCUGGUGCUUUCGAAGAGCGAACCGCCGAGUCGCCCGGGUCGAGAUCAUUGUUACCAUUCGGGUUUCUGCCCUCGAACGAAGCCUUUCAUAAUAUUGGGGGAUUUGGUUUCUUUGCGUCACGACCCACGACACCCAAGAGUCGCAGCAGGAGUAGUUCUGCUGGCGGAGCACUUGCCUCAGCCACCAACCUGAAGUUCACCACGCUCGACCAUGAUGAAGUUAGCAAGCGAAUUCGUGGGGCAAUGCGUGAACGAGGCCGGAAGCGCGAAAGCGAGGGAGCGGAAACGGGUACGGAAAGCAGCUGGGACAUGGCUGAUGACGAACGCAUGACUCCAACGACCGAGGAUGAGGAAACGAAGAAGGACCGAUGA
This is a messenger RNA of Cladophialophora psammophila CBS 110553, 2358 nucleotides long. Its product is annotated as acetyltransferase. The record is from RefSeq and is a predicted model, not a curated record. Gene Ontology annotation, cellular component: endoplasmic reticulum membrane. Lineage: Eukaryota; Fungi; Ascomycota; Eurotiomycetes; Chaetothyriales; Herpotrichiellaceae. The transcript is spliced from 2 exons. Gene Ontology annotation, molecular function: glycerol-3-phosphate O-acyltransferase activity; glycerone-phosphate O-acyltransferase activity. Gene Ontology annotation, biological process: phospholipid biosynthetic process. The coding region runs from base 1 to 2358 and encodes 785 amino acids.